AUCGGGCGAAAGCGGGGAGGGAGGAGCGCCUUUCUCAAAUCUGCUCCUUGCUCUGUCAUUUUGUCAACAAGGCAUCAUGGUGUAUCGUUCAGAAGCCUACAACAUAGUUUUGUCCAUGAAAUACAUGUUUGAAUUUUCUAACUCGUUUUAAUUGGGAAUAAAGCUCAAAAGCAAUCACUUUUGCAUGUGAAACAGAAUCCUACUCAUUACUCCACGUGCUCCUAAAUCACUUUGUUUUGAGCUGAUUUCGCGUUCACAUCACUGCGUUCACAUCCUAAUCGGAAUUAGGAAACACGGAAAGUUCCGAUUAUCUGAUUCGUUGAACGCGGCACGGUUUCAAAACGAACGCAAUCAACUUUCAUCCGGUGCAGAACACGCAUACACGGACUCCCCCGGUGAGAUUCAUCGAACCCCCUCAGUGUUUAUGCGGGGCACCUAGCUCAUGUGCGGGAGGCAGCCCGGUUGCUGCCAACUUUCAGGCGGUGCAAAACACGCUUACACGAGCGCCCGGGCGAGAUUAAUCGAACCCCCUCAGUAAAUUCAGAAGAUUUGAGUGACAAGUAACGUCAUUUGCAAGAGGGAAAGCAUCUUGUUGCCUUGUAUUCGGACGUUAGCAUAGCAUGCUUGUAGCUAGCUAACCCAUAAACGUUGACAGUUAAAGACAGCUAAACAUCGAGGACUUCGGAUUGUGCCACCAUGUUGGUGCCUAUAUUCACCCUCAAGCUGAACCAUAAAAUCAACCCUCGCAUGGUUACAAUGGGCAAGUUUGAUGGGAUCCACCCAUGCCUCACUGCAGCUACACAAGCAGGGAAGGUGUUCAUCCAUAACCCUCAUACACGUGGCCAGCGGCAGGCAGCCCACCGUCUGAGUCAGAGUGCCCAGGAUUCGGACAUCUCUCUGCUCAAUAUCAACCAGGCUGUGAGCUGCCUGACAGCUGGCACACUAGGACCCAACACCACUGGAGACACGCUCCUCGUGGGCACCCAGACAAACCUGCUGGCUUAUGACGUACAUGACAAUGCUGACAUCUUCUACAGAGAGGUGACAGAUGGGGCCAAUGCCAUUGUUUUAGGGAAAUUGGGGAACAUUGAGUCCCCCCUCGCCAUCAUCGGAGGAAACUGCGCUUUGCAAGGAUUUGACUAUGAGGGGAAUGACCAGUUCUGGACGGUCACAGGGGAUAAUGUGCGAUCAUUGGUGCUCUGUGAUUUUACUGGUGAUGGAAAAAAUGAGCUUCUUGUCGGAUCAGAGGACUUUGACAUUAGGGUAUUCAAAGAAGACGAACUUGUGUCUGAGAUUGCUGAAAAUGAGACGGUUACCUCCCUCUGUCAUAUGCAUGGCAGCAGGUUUGGUUAUGCUCUGGCCAACGGCACUGUGGGUGUAUAUGACCGCACUGCCCGCUACUGGAGAAUCAAGUCUAAGAACCAUGCAAUGAGCAUCCAUGCAUUUGACCUUAACGCUGACGGUGUUGUAGAACUCAUCACAGGCUGGUCCAAUGGAAAGAUUGAUGCACGGAGCGAUCGAACAGGUGAAGUCAUCUUCAAAGACAACUUCUCGUCCUCUGUGGCUGGAGUGGUGGAAGGGGACUAUCGCAUGGAUGGACAGAUACAGCUAAUCUGUACCUCUGUGGAGGGAGAAGUGCGUGGCUACCUGCCUGCCAGUAAGGAGAUGAAGGGGAAUCUGAUGGACUCCAGUGUGGAGCAGGAUCUGAUCCGAGAGCUGAGUCAGCGCAGGCAGAACCUGCUACUGGAACUACGCAACUAUGAGGAGAAUGCCAAGCAGGCUGUCCCAGGAGCUUCAGAACGGGACACCCAGAUGGGGGUGAUACCAGCCAAUACCCAGCUCCAGACUGUCCUCUCUGUCAGAGCUGCCACGGAGUCCCAGAGGUCACACAUAGAGCUCAGCAUCUCCACGCCCAAUGAGACCAUAAUUCGAGCCGUGCUGAUUUUCGCAGAGGGAAUUUUUGAGGGUGAAAGUCAUGUGGUACAUCCCAGUGCCCAGAAUCUAUGUGGUUCUAUCUGUGUUCCCAUCAUUCCCCCCAAAGAUAUCCCUGUGGAUCUACACAUCAAAGCUUUUGUUGGCGGCAAGAGCAGCAGUCAGUUCCACGUCUUUGAGAUCACACGUCAGCUGCCUCGCUUCUCCAUGUAUGAUCUUAAUGUUGAGCCUGAGGCCCCCCAACCUACUGGGAAAGUUACCUUCACCAUCAACGACAGGCCACAGAGAGUGGUCAUGUGGCUGAACCAGAACUUCCUUCUACUAGAGGGCAUUGAUACCCCAGACGUGACGUUCACCUCUCUACGUGGCGGAGGACUACUCACCAUCAGCAUGCUAAGCACUAGUGGAGAGAUCACACUAAACACAGAUGACAUAGACCUGGCAGGGGAUCUAGUCCAAUCACUGGCCUCCUUCCUGGCCAUAGAGGACCUACAGGCAGAGGCAGACUUCCCCACAUACUUUGGGGAGCUGCGAACGACCCUAACUGAGGUAGAUGACUAUCACUCUGUCCACCAAAAGCUGACGGCGGCCAUAGCAGAUCAUUCUAAUCACAUCCGUAACAUGCUGGUGCAGGCAGAGGACGCACGGCUCAUGGGUGACAUAAGGAACAUGAAGAAGCGCUACAUUGAGCUCUAUGACCUGAACAGAGACCUGAUCAAUGAGUACAAGAUCCGAUCCAACAAUCACAAUGCUCUCCUCGCUUGCCUUAAGUCUGUCAACCAGGCCAUUCAGAGGGCAGGGAGACUGAGAGUGGGAAAGCCAAAGAAUCAGGUUAUCACAGCCUGCCGAGACGCUAUCAAAAACAACAAUGUCAACGUCCUGUUCAAGAUCAUGAAAGCAGGCACAGCCUCUUCCUGAGGGCACCGCACUCUGGUUGCCUGAAAUCCUGAAGGGAUUGGAAUCCCUGAGAGGCCAGUCUGGGGGAGCAAUGGGGGGAGGCUUUACAUGAGAGAAGAAAGACUAGUUCUCUAGUGGCUUGGCCAGAAGAAGAAACAGGCCUCACCUGGACCCCCAGGUGCCAUUGGGCAGCAGUGAUGUUUUAGAGGAGUCAGUGGUUGGAAGUAACUGUCAACUUGUAUAUGUUGUUUUGUAGCCAAAGAACUAUACUUCUUGAAUGUUAAAUGGGACCAGCAGAGUGAGAUACAUGUUUACUUUUUGUAGAUUGUAAAUAGACAGGGAACUGUAUUAUGUGUGUGCAGAAAGAAAUGUAACUAAAUUAAAUGACUGUCUUAUAACUUAA
Oncorhynchus kisutch (coho salmon) is the source of this 3232-nucleotide messenger RNA. RefSeq names its product Bardet-Biedl syndrome 2 protein homolog. Gene Ontology annotation, biological process: non-motile cilium assembly. Lineage: Eukaryota; Metazoa; Chordata; Actinopteri; Salmoniformes; Salmonidae. The coding region runs from base 697 to 2850 and encodes 717 amino acids. Gene Ontology annotation, molecular function: protein binding. The record is from RefSeq and is a predicted model, not a curated record. The transcript has 18 exons. Gene Ontology annotation, cellular component: neuron projection; motile cilium; ciliary basal body.